UUUUUUGUGUGUCUCCGUGCAGCAGUAUUGAAACGUCCGCCUAGAUCACGUGGGGGCCCUGUAUAGAAAGCAGGGAAAGAGGAGGGAGGGGCUGCAGCGGCCCUGCUGUGCUCUUUACUGAUCUUGGGGCGGAAAAGAAAUAAUCUCUGCGUGGUCCACUCUGUGCUGAAAAACGAAAUCUCUCUGGGAAAAUUCUGAAAAUAAACUCAACAAUUUAUAGCUCAGUUGUAUGUCAGUAGCGUGGAUGUCGCAUGUUCUGCAGCGUGUCUGCUUGUUGGAGAAGGGCGGCAGCCAAGGCCUAACCAAUGGGUGUGUGUAUGUGUAUAAGUGUGAACGUAGCGGUCUCCCUUGGAUGUAUCCCAUGUGCGUAUGGUUUCUCUGUUUAUGUUAGUGGCCUAUUUCUGAUUAAGCCUUAAAUUCUUUAAUUCGCUGAUUUUUCUGUUAAGUUAAUUUCUUGUUCCGAGGAAACCUUACUGAAGCGUCUCUAUGGGAGGGGCAGACUGCAGUCCUUAAAUACUAUAUUUUGGACUCCGUUAUAGGUUUUUCAUCUUACACAGCUUAUCUGACUAGAUUUGAUACGAAGUACCUGAUUGUUAACAAAUAUAAAACUUAGGGAGGCCUACAUUUAGUAGCACCACACUGAUAACUAAAGAUGAAUUGGUUGUGCUGAAUUGGUUAAUGGAAUUAAGAAAUGAAAUUAAGAGAGAUAGUUAUUCUUAAAUUGUAAGUUUGUUAACUCUGAACAUUGAAAGAUGGUUGUCCAAAUUUAUUUCAAAUGGUAUUAUAUUCUCUUUACAAAUUAUUUGAUGUAUACAUGUUACAGAUAAAUUAGAUAUACUGAUUUGAAUAAUUAAUUUAAAUUAUAUCUAAUUUUUAAGCUUGCAAUUUUAAGAGGUUUUUUCACUUUAAUUACCUUUUGCAAUUAGUAAAUAUAUGCAACAUUAACUUUAAAGUAUCUAGAUCUUACAGUGGUGAGGUAUCUGCCUUUUUGUACUGUCUAUUAGAAGCAGCUACAUCAUUUUAAUGAGCUCAUGUGGCAAGAAUGUUUCCAUUCCAUUGAUUAAGUUUAUAAUAUGCAAUCAUAUCAUAUGACUGGUUCUUAUAAGCCAUCAUUCCUUGGGAUAGUAAAGUUUUUUCUUCUGUUCAGUCAUACCAAUUCUCUGAGACUGCCUGGAUAGCCCUGCAGUUUUUUUGGCAAGCUUUUUCAGAACUGAUUUGCCAUUGCCUCCUACCUAAGGAAAGUAACUGGCCCAAGGUCAUCCAUCCUUUGUGCCUAAGGUGGGACUAAAACUCAUGGUUUCUCAGUUUCUAGCCUGACCACUACUCAAACUUAGUUAAGAAAAUAGAUUUUUUUUAAAGGAAAAGUAAGUAUCCGUGGAAAUUGCAUAUAAGUGUCCACUACAAAGCUUCUAUGUGUGUUUAAACUGCUCAAGAAAAAGUAUAACCAGGAAUGGAAAUAGUGCUUGUUGACACCGAGAACUAUAGAAUUAAAUACCUGAGAAAAGUGUAACUAGAUAUUGAAAAACAUGCUUAAUUUUGGACAGUGAUGUGAGGAAAAUUGUUCUGUCAAACCAAGUAAAGAUGUAAUUUCCAAUAACAUAGAAAUUCUAUAUCUGUUAUAUGUAAACAUCACAUUUGGACAGGUGUAGUUGGUUACAUUUUGUACUUAAUAGCAGAAGGUAUAUACAAUUUACUAUAACUACUCUAGGGAUAUUUAAAGUUCAAUCCUAAGAGGUUACGCCUGCUGAAUUUAAUAGGGGGGUUUGAGAGUGAAUGAAUUGAGAUUGCAGCCUUGUUUUGCCAAAUUAAAACAACCUCAACAUAAUCAUUAUCUGUUUAGUUAUUAUUUCUUUACACAUUUGCAUUAUGGAUUCCAAUAGAAAAUAGUAAUUGGACCAUUUCCAAAACAAUAUGAACCACUGGAACAUAGUAAUCUAUGCCAGCAAUUAUGACAAUGUUAGCAGACCAUGCAGCACGGCAGCUGCUGGAUUUCAACCAGAAGUUGGAUAUAAAUCUGUUGGAUAAUGUGGUGAACUGCCUGUAUCAUGGAGAAGGAGCCCAGCAAAGGAUGGCACAGGAAGUCUUGACUCACUUAAAGGAACACCCUGAUGCAUGGACAAGAGUUGAUACUAUUCUGGAAUUCUCUCAGAAUAUGAACACCAAAUAUUAUGGCCUGCAGAUCUUGGAAAAUGUGAUAAAAACAAGGUGGAAGAUCCUUCCAAGAAACCAAUGUGAAGGUAUCAAAAAGUAUGUUGUUGGCUUAAUUAUCAAGACCUCCUCUGAUCCAACAUGUGUUGAAAAAGAGAAAGUAUACAUUGGGAAAUUGAACAUGAUUCUUGUUCAGAUACUAAAACAAGAAUGGCCAAAACAUUGGCCAACAUUCAUCAGUGAUAUUGUUGGGGCCAGCAGAACAAGUGAAAGCCUUUGCCAGAACAACAUGGUCAUCUUGAAGCUAUUGAGUGAAGAAGUCUUUGAUUUUUCCAGUGGACAGAUAACUCAAGUGAAAGCCAAACAUUUAAAGGACAGCAUGUGCAAUGAAUUCUCACAGAUAUUUCAGCUAUGUCAAUUUGUGAUGGAGAACUCUCAAAAUGCUCCUCUUGUUCAUGCGACAUUGGAAACUUUACUUCGAUUUCUCAACUGGAUUCCACUGGGCUAUAUUUUUGAGACCAAAUUGAUCAGUACAUUAAUAUACAAAUUUUUAAAUGUUCCUAUGUUCCGAAAUGUUUCUUUGAAGUGCCUAACAGAAAUUGCUGGUGUCAGUGUGAGUCAGUAUGAGGAACAAUUUGUCACACUCUUUACUUUAACCAUGAUGCAGUUGAAACAGAUGCUUCCUUUGAACACCAAUAUACGACUGGCAUAUUCCAAUGGAAAAGAUGAUGAACAGAUUUUCAUUCAGAAUCUCAGCUUGUUUCUCUGUACCUUUUUAAAAGAGCACGGUCAACUUAUAGAAAAACGUUUAAAUCUCAGAGAGACGUUAAUGGAAGCUCUCCAUUACAUGUUGCUGGUAUCUGAAGUAGAAGAAACUGAAAUCUUCAAGAUUUGUCUGGAGUAUUGGAAUCAUCUGGCUGCUGAAUUAUAUAGAGAGAGUCCAUUUUCAACAUCAGCUUCUCCAUUGCUAUCUGGAACUCAGCAUUUUGAUGUUCCUCCCCGGAGACAAUUGUAUUUGCCUGUGCUGUCUAAGGUGCGAUUAUUGAUGGUUAGCCGCAUGGCAAAACCAGAAGAAGUACUUGUUGUAGAAAAUGAUCAAGGAGAAGUUGUUCGAGAAUUUAUGAAAGAUACAGACUCUAUCAACUUGUACAAGAACAUGAGAGAAACAUUAGUUUAUCUUACCCAUCUGGAUUAUGCAGAUACCGAACGAAUAAUGACAGAGAAGCUUCACAAUCAAGUAAAUGGUACUGAAUGGUCAUGGAAAAAUCUCAAUACCCUGUGUUGGGCUAUAGGUUCAAUAAGUGGAGCAAUGCAUGAAGAAGAUGAGAAGAGGUUUCUUGUAACAGUAAUAAAGGAUCUUCUUGGACUCUGUGAGCAAAAAAGAGGAAAAGAUAAUAAAGCCAUUAUUGCAUCAAAUAUAAUGUACAUAGUAGGACAAUAUCCAAGAUUUUUGAGAGCCCACUGGAAAUUUCUGAAGACUGUUGUCAACAAGCUAUUUGAAUUUAUGCAUGAAACUCAUGAUGGGGUCCAGGACAUGGCUUGUGAUACUUUUAUAAAAAUAGCGCAAAAAUGUCGAAGGCACUUUGUUCAAGUUCAAGUUGGAGAAGUAAUGCCAUUCAUUGAUGAGAUCCUGAACAAUAUUAACACAAUUAUUUGUGAUCUUCAGCCACAGCAGGUGCAUACGUUUUAUGAAGCAGUUGGAUAUAUGAUUGGUGCUCAAACUGACCAGACAGUACAAGAGCAUUUGAUAGAGAAAUAUAUGUUACUCCCUAAUCAAGUAUGGGACAGCAUAAUUCAACAAGCUACAAAAAAUGUUGAUAUUCUUAAAGACUCUGAAACAGUUAAGCAGUUGGGGAGUAUCCUGAAAACUAAUGUGAGGGCAUGUAAAGCUGUUGGACAUCCAUUUGUAAUUCAGCUUGGAAGAAUUUACUUAGAUAUGCUGAAUGUGUAUAAGUGCCUAAGUGAAAACAUUUCUGCAGCUAUUCAAGCAAAUGGUGAAAUGGUAACAAAGCAACCUCUGAUUAGAAGUAUGAGAACAGUAAAAAGGGAAACUUUAAAACUCAUUUCUGGUUGGGUGAGCAGAUCUAAUGAUCCUCAGAUGGUAGCUGAAAACUUUGUUCCACCUUUGCUGGAUGCAGUUCUUAUUGAUUACCAGAGGAAUGUUCCAGCUGCCAGAGAGCCAGAAGUGCUUAGUACAAUGGCUAUCAUAGUAAACAAAUUGGGGGGGCACAUUACUGCUGAAAUACCUCAGAUAUUUGAUGCUGUUUUUGAAUGCACAUUGAAUAUGAUUAAUAAGGAUUUUGAAGAGUACCCUGAACACAGAACAAACUUUUUUUUAUUACUACAAGCAGUAAACUCCCAUUGCUUUCCAGCGUUCCUGGCUAUUCCACCUGCACAGUUCAAGCUAGUAUUGGAUUCUAUCAUUUGGGCUUUCAAGCAUACAAUGAGAAAUGUUGCAGAUACAGGCCUUCAGAUCCUUUAUACACUUUUACAAAAUGUUGCACAAGAAGAAGCUGCUGCCCAGAGCUUUUAUCAAACUUAUUUCUGUGACAUUCUUCAGCACAUUUUUUCUGUUGUAACAGACACAUCUCAUACUGCUGGUUUGACGAUGCAUGCAUCAAUUCUUGCAUACAUGUUCAACUUAGUAGAAGAAGGAAAAAUAAGUACUCCUUUAAACCCUGGAAAUCCAGUAAACAACCAAAUGUUUAUUCAGGAGUAUGUUGCUAAUCUUCUUAAAUCUGCAUUUCCUCAUCUACAAGAUGCACAGGUUAAACUGUUUGUAACAGGACUCUUCAGUUUAAAUCAGGAUAUUCCUGCUUUCAAGGAACACCUUCGGGACUUCCUAGUACAAAUAAAGGAAUUUGCAGGUGAAGACACAUCUGACUUAUUCCUGGAAGAAAGAGAGACAGCUCUUCGACAGGCUCAGGAGGAAAAACACAAACUUCAGAUGUCUGUCCCUGGCAUCCUUAAUCCACAUGAAAUUCCUGAGGAAAUGUGUGAUUAAAAAAUAACCAGUUUUUCUGUUUUCUUUCUGUACAGCUGCUUUGUUGUAGGAGAAAACAGGACUUGGAUAUUUGUUGACCAAAAUGAUGCCAAUUUGUAAAUUUAAGAUGUCACCUAGUGGCCCUUUUUUCUUAUGUGUUUUUGUAUAAGAAUUUUUCUGUGAAAUAUCCUUCCAUUGUUUAAGCUUUUUGUUUUGGUCAUCUUUAUUUAGAUUUGCAUGAAGUUGAAAAUUAAGGCAUUUUAAAAAUAAAACACUUCAUGCCCAUUUUGUGGCUAAGAGUAAAAAAGGCAAAACAUAUAACUUGUAAAGUCUAUUGCAAAAUUAAACAUUUUUCCAGUUAAAACACUUUUUUUUCUUUUAAUUAAGGAUCAUUUUCUAGUCUGUUCUGCAGUCUAGAAAAAGGGUAAUAAAGAAAUCCAUCAAAUUAAUUGUUAGUAAUAGGAAGAUGAAUGCUGCAUCAUCAGACAUGAGCAGCUUUGGAGCUAAGUGAUAAGGCUAGGCUACUGAUAUUUGCAAGUCAUAUGGCAAAUUUGCAGCAAGAUCAUGUGCAUAUCAUCCCAUUGUAAAGCAACUUGGAAAAAUAUGGGAACACAGUACAGUUAGUUAUUUUUACACAGUUCUUUUGUUUUUGUGUGUGUGCUGUCGCUUUGUCGACAACAGCUUUUUGUUUUCCUCAAUGAGGAGUGUUGCUCAUUUGUGAGCCUUCAUUAACUCGAAGUGAAAUGGUUAAAAUAUUUAUCCUGUUAGAAUAGGCUGCAUCUUUUUAACAAGCUCAUUAAAGAAGAACUCUGGCUUUUGAGAUGACUUCUACUAAUUUACAUUGUUUACCAUGCUGUAGUGCUUUAAGAACACUACUUAAAAAGCAAAAUAAACUUGGUUUACAUUUAU
Messenger RNA from Thamnophis sirtalis, 6040 nucleotides. RefSeq names its product exportin 1 (gene XPO1). Gene Ontology annotation, cellular component: cytoplasm; nucleus. Gene Ontology annotation, biological process: protein export from nucleus; ribosomal small subunit export from nucleus; ribosomal large subunit export from nucleus. Gene Ontology annotation, molecular function: small GTPase binding; nuclear export signal receptor activity. The record is from RefSeq and is a predicted model, not a curated record. Lineage: Eukaryota; Metazoa; Chordata; Lepidosauria; Squamata; Natricidae.